CAAUGUUGGUGACAACUCAAGGUAAUGACCAACUUUACUACUUUUUUCCAGAAAAAAAGAUGGUUUUAUAUCAAGAAAAAAAAGGUACUGAAAUUGAAAAAAUUAAAGAUAUCGAACAAGUGUCUAUUCAAAAUUUUGAUGGUAAGGAUAAUGUUAUUGCCACACACACGGUUUUGGGAGCUAUUCUGUUGUUAGAGGGAAAUCAAAAAACUCUUUUACAAAUAACUAAUUUUAAACCAAAUAUUGAAGGGAUCGAGAAAACAAAAUUACAAAAUUACAAAGAAAGAGGAGAAUGA
This is a messenger RNA of Entrophospora sp. SA101, 296 nucleotides long. NCBI's taxonomy places the organism in Eukaryota, Fungi, Glomeromycota, Glomeromycetes, Entrophosporales, Entrophosporaceae. The record is from the annotation of a GenBank genome assembly.